This is a messenger RNA of Mesorhabditis belari, 558 nucleotides long. The record is from the annotation of a GenBank genome assembly. NCBI's taxonomy places the organism in Eukaryota, Metazoa, Nematoda, Chromadorea, Rhabditida, Rhabditidae.
AUGAAUUUACCUCUCGCUUUUCUCGUCGUUCUCGUUUGUUCCGUUAGUGGAGCUGCGAGGAGAUGGCUUGACUGCAUGGAUAAGGAAGAAGGAACGGAGAUUGAUUCGGAAAUGAGCCCCUUCGUCUACACGUGUGUAAAGAACAAUCCGACUUUUUCUGGUUGUCGUAUUCUCAACAAGAAGACAUUGAAACCAGAAGUGAUCAAACCCAAUAAUAUCGGUCUUGUAUUUGGAAAAGAUUAUCAAUAUAUUGGCUUUGUGAAAGAAUGCAUUGAAGACGAAGAAAACGUCUAUACAAAAACGUUAGGUUGUUGGGUGAAAGGUGAUGAUGAAAAAGAUGUAAAGGAGUUCAAAGUGGGCUCGACUGAGAAGAUAAACAUUGUUGAAUGGGGAGUGAAGAGGACCUUUAAUGUGGAAUGUUUCUAUGACAAAAUUGACGAAAAAAUUUGUCUCGAGGUGCGGGAAAUUAAAGGAGAAGACUUAGUAAUGCCUGCAAAUUCAUCGGAAUCAUCUUCUCCAAGUCCAGGACCUAACUACCAAGAUGAUUUGAACGACAAU